AACUUCCGGAACCGCGCUGUUCAUUUGGAAAUAUAAAACCCGAGCCAACCAUCGCGCAGGAGACGGACACGACUAGCCAAUCCCUGUGUAGGAGGCGGGAUUUUGUGGAAUAAGGACUGGAAAGCUCCAGUGUGAGGGAGAGUCAGUAGAAGUAGAGUCGGUGUUAGUCUGUAGUGAGGUAAAUAAGCACAGGGUUAAUGGAUUUAUAUUAUGGACGUAGUGCUGAUCAUAUUCACACAAUCUUACACUUAUUUAUUAAAGUCAGCGAGCAGUCUUAAGCAGCAGAAAUGGAUUAUAGACGCAAGAGAAAGCUGACGUUUAUUACAAUCGGACUGAUUUUCCUGCUGAGUGGAGUGGAAUAUGCGGUGAUUUUACCUACUAUCUGGCGUUUCCUGCAGACGCUGGAUGCUGCUCCGUAUUUUCUGGGUCUCAGUCUGUCAGCGUUCAGCCUCAGUGGCCUGCUCUCAGGUCCGUUAUUCGGCUUCUGGUCCGACAGAACACACGGCACCAAGAAGAUCAUCUUAUUCGCCAACUGCUUUGAAAUCAUCGGUAAUUUUAUGUAUUUUAUAGGAUUUUCAAAGUGGCUGCUGCUGGGCAGUCGUUUUGUUGCUGGGAUUGGGACCGGAGCCGGUUCGUCUAUUUUUGGUUUCUUGACGAGAAUCACGGCACCUGAAGAUCGGUCCACUGUGUUCGCUGCUGUUAUGGCCUGCAGACAAGUUGGCCUCCUGAUUGGUCCUGCGUUCAACAUUUUCCUCAGACUGUGUGACUUCCAGCUUGGACCGUUCGUGGUGAAUAAAUACACUGCUCCCGGGAUCUUCAUGUGUGUAUUGUGGCUGCUGCUGCAGCUCAUUGUGUUGCUGAUGUACUGGGAUCUCAGUGGAAGGAAUGAGGGAUCAGAAGAAGAGAAACAGGAAGAGGAAGAGAGGCUGCUGGUUCAACCCAAUGAUCUGCCUGAGUCAUAUGGAACACUCCCUAACUCGCCUGUAAUGGACCAGACCAUCGCUAAUGGCAACUUGACUCCGCCCUCUCCACCUGUUGAACAGAUACAUUCCAGCCCUUUCAAACACUUCAGUGCUGCACGAGAGUUUCUGAGAGAGGAGGUGGUGGUGCUGCUCACAGCUCAGUUCAUCACACUGUUCAACCAGACAGCACUGGAGACGAUGGUGACUCCGCUAACGCAGCAGUACUUUAAUUUCGGGGAAUUGGAGAACAGUGUGAUGUACUGUGUGUGUGGAUUGGAGGUGAUUACCGGCUUCAUCUUCGUCCGCUGGAUCAGCACAAAGGUAGAGGAGAGGGUGGUGCUGUCCAUUGGCGUCUUCCUCGCCAACAUUUCCUGUGUCUGGUGUAUCAUCUUCCUUGCUAACCCUCAGGGGGGGUUCUCGUGGCAAUUAACCGAGUUCAUCAUCGGCGUGUUCCUGCAGGUUCUGGGUCUGCCCUUUAUCGCCGUCGCUCAGGUGUCUCUCUUCUCCAAAGUGACUGCUGAGAAAACACAGGGUUUCAGUCAGGGAAUUCGGCGCUCUGUUGGAGGUUUGGCCACUAUUCUGGGUCCGUUAUGGGCUGGAAGUUUGACCUCUAACCUUUAUGUGAUGCUGGGAGUGAUGAUGGUCUUACUAGCACUGCUUACUAUUAUGAUGGCUUUCUCAUACAAGAGGCUUGUCGCUUGCACUACAGUGGAGCAAACUGAGGAAUGAGACACGACCCAGAAGGGAUUGUAUUUAAGGAAUGACGUUUAACACGCUGCUUUGGAAAAGAUAGUGUGUUAUUUCCUGUACAGACUGCAGUAGAGGAGACGUGGAAUGAACAAGGUGUACAACAUGCAGUGACCAUAAUAUUUAUAAAUGUAUAUCAUUUAAAUGCUACACUGAAAUCCAGAGCAAUAAUGUUAUAGAAUCCUUUUUUUUCCAUGUGCUGAACACAUGAACACACACACAGCACACACUGAUACACUCACAAUAUCCAGGUUUGGUAUAUUUUAAAACCUUAUAUUGCAAAUCUGUUCUAACAUAAUUCUAUAAACAUACCCAGUUCUUCAUGAGUUGUUUUCAUUGGUUAUGAUUAGCUCUAUCCCUUGUACUCCUCUGGAGCAGUCUUGACCCCACCACUUUAGUUUUCUGAAGAUGUCCUCUCUCGAGACAUCCAUCUUUCCCAACACCCUCUUGGCUGUCUUCAGCCAUCUACUUGGCCCUGCCCUCUUAGUUCUAUGAAGGCAUCCACCUACUACUACCUUUAUCCCUCUGGAUCCAGCCUCUUAGCUUUCAGGAGCCAAUCUGCUGAUCCUGUCCCCUCAACUGUUUCACCUGGCCCCAUCCCCUUAGCUCACUGGAUCCAUCCACCUGACCCCACCCUCUUACCUUUCUGGAGACAUCCACCUGGCCCCAUCCAUUUUUCUUUCUAAGGCACCCACCUUUCUUUGCCCACUCUGGUCUGGUAUUUCCCUGCCCUCUUAGCUCUUUAGUGCCAAUCUGUUGCCCUGUACUUUAGCACUUUGACCAUCUCUUUGCCUUAGCUCUUUGGAGUCAUCCACCUGGCCUCGCCCACUCUUCUCUUUGGAUUUGAUCUGUAAAUGAUGAUUAAUAAUCACAAAAUGAAACAUUGUAAAGAAGUAAAUCAGGAUUAUGAUGAGGGACUUAUGAAACCUGGGUUACAGUCAUGGUUGUGAAUUUAUUUUUCUUUUACAAAUCUGUUUAAGGAUUAUUGAUGACGACUUACAUUGUAAGUCAUCGUUGUAUUUAAAUGUUACUACACUGUGUAGAAUUAGGAAUCUCCUAAAAUUACUAAAAUACACUAAAACAAAGUACAAAAGAAAGACUUUUUGGACAGAAAUACUUCUUUCCAGUGAAGGCAUGAAGUAAAAACUCAUGCCAUGUCCUAUAGCCUCUGUCCCAAAUGUAUUACUUUUCUACACACUACAUGUGAAAGUGUGUGAUUGACACUGUAUCUCAUCUUAAUUCUGACAAUACUGAAAUGUAUUAUUAAAAGAUGAUCUGUCAAACUCCA
Molecule: messenger RNA, 2997 nt
Organism: Ictalurus punctatus (channel catfish)
Lineage: Eukaryota; Metazoa; Chordata; Actinopteri; Siluriformes; Ictaluridae
Gene: mfsd8l1
Product: major facilitator superfamily domain containing 8-like 1
Exons: 12
Coding region: 288-1691 (467 amino acids)
Biological process (GO): transmembrane transport
Molecular function (GO): transmembrane transporter activity
Source: RefSeq, a predicted model, not a curated record